Drosophila nasuta is the source of this 2190-nucleotide messenger RNA. RefSeq names its product ATP-binding cassette transporter scarlet (gene st). Gene Ontology annotation, biological process: transmembrane transport. Bases 62 to 2071 code for a protein of 669 amino acids. Gene Ontology annotation, molecular function: ATP hydrolysis activity; ABC-type transporter activity; ATP binding. The transcript has 9 exons. Gene Ontology annotation, cellular component: plasma membrane; cytoplasmic vesicle membrane. NCBI's taxonomy places the organism in Eukaryota, Metazoa, Arthropoda, Insecta, Diptera, Drosophilidae. The record is from RefSeq and is a predicted model, not a curated record.
UGCCUCAGUUGACAUCGAGCUGCCGAACGCGUCGGUUGCGUGUUGAUUAAAACUACUUAGAAUGUCGGAUACAGAUAGUCGACAACUGCUGAGCGAUAUGGCAGACGUGGUGCCGCAUGAUCAGCACGAGCUGCAGCUCGUCUCGGUUGGUGGUGGCAGUGGCAGUGAUUUGCCCAGUGUGGACAGCACCCCGAAGCUAUCGAAGCGCAACAGCUCGGAGCGCAGUCUCCCGCUGCGCAGCUACAACAAAUGGGCGCCCACGGAACACGGGGCAACGUUGGUCUGGCGUGAUCUUUGCGUGUACACCAAUGUGGGAUCGGGCAGCAAGAUGAAGCGGAUUAUCAACAAUUCAACGGGAGCUGUGCAGCCUGGUUCACUCAUGGCUCUAAUGGGCGCAAGUGGAUCCGGUAAAACGACGCUAAUGUCAACGCUCGCCUAUCGCCAGCCAGCUGGCACUGUGGUUCAAGGUGAUAUACUGAUCAAUGGACGUCGCGUUGGACCCUUCAUGCAUCGCAUCAGUGGCUAUGUGUAUCAAGACGAUCUCUUCAUUGGCGCGCUCACUGUGCUCGAGCACCUUAACUUUAUGGCCAAUCUUCGCCUGGAUCGUCGUGUGUCCAGUGAGGAGCGUCGUCUUAUCAUUAAGGAUCUGCUGGAGCGCACAGGACUGCUGUCAGCUUCCUCCACUCGCAUUGGCAGCGGCGAUGAUAAGAAGGUGCUUUCGGGUGGGGAGCGCAAGCGCCUCGCCUUUGCUGUGGAGCUGCUCAACAAUCCGGUGAUUCUUUUCUGCGAUGAGCCCACCACGGGUCUGGACUCCUACAGUGCUCAGCAGUUGGUGGCCACUCUGCAUGAGCUGGCCCAGAAAGGCACCACUAUAUUGUGCACAAUACAUCAGCCAAGUUCGCAACUCUUCGACAACUUCAAUAAUGUCAUGCUGUUGGCAGAUGGUCGCGUGGCCUUUACAGGUUCUCCACAGCACGCGUUGAGCUUCUUUGCGGACCAUGGCUAUUACUGCCCGGAGGCCUACAAUCCGGCAGACUUUCUGAUUGGCGUGUUGGCCACAGAUCCCGGCUACGAGCAAGCUUCGCAGCGUUCGGCACAGCAUUUGUGCGAUCAAUUUGCGGUCAGUUCGGCGGCCAAGCAGCGCGAUAUGCUGGUUAACCUCGAGAUACACAUGGCGCAAUCGGGCAACUUUCCCUUUGACACCGAACUCGAUGCUUUCCGCGGUGUUGCCUGGUACAAACGCUUCCAUGUGGUUUGGCUAAGAGCAACGCUAACGCUGCUCAGAGAUCCCACCAUUCAGUGGAUGCGUUUUGCCCAGAAGAUGGCGAUGGCUUUCAUCAUUGGCGCCUGUUUUGCGGGCACCACGGAACUUACCCAACUCGGUGUGCAGGCUGUGCAGGGCACGCUCUUCAUCAUGAUAUCGGAGAACACGUACCAUCCCAUGUACUCGGUGCUCAAUGUGUUUCCUCAGGGCUUUCCACUGUUCAUGCGUGAGACGCGCUCCGGCUUAUACAGUCCGGCUCAUUACUAUGUGGCAAACAUUUUGGCAAUGUUGCCUGGCAUGAUUCUCGAGCCGCUGCUGUUCGUGGUCAUCUGCUAUUGGAUCACGGGACUGCGGGCCACGUUCUAUGCCUUUGGGAUAACAGCGAUUUGUGUAGUGCUCGUUAUGAACGUGGCCACCGCAUGUGGUUGCUUCUUCUCGACGGCCUUCAAUUCGGUGCCCUUGGCCAUGGCUUACUUGGUGCCCCUCGAUUAUAUAUUCAUGAUUACGUCUGGCAUCUUUAUCAAAAUUAGCUCGUUGCCAUUGGCAUUUUAUUGGACGCAAUUUCUAUCGUGGAUGCUCUAUGCCAACGAAGCGAUGACAAUUGCCCAAUGGUCCGGCGUGCAAAACAUCACUUGCUUCCAGGAAAGUGCCGACUUGCCCUGCUUCCACACCGGGCAGGAUGUGUUGGACAAGUACAGCUUCAAUGAGGCGAAUCUGCAGCGCAAUCUCUUGGCCAUACUUGGCCUCUACUUUGGCUUCCACCUGCUGGGCUAUUAUUUCCUUUGGCGACGCGCGCGCAAAAUCUAAAAAAAACAAAAACAAUAGCCAACAUACAAUUACUCGUAUUUAUCCCUGUUUAGUCCUUGUUUAACCAACUGUUCUGUUUGCUUUGAGCAGCUGUAAAUAUAUUGAUUACGAAAUUUGCA